AUGUUGUCGGGUGAGAGACGGGAAGCUUGCCGCGUGCGUGCCUUGAACUAUCGGAGUGCCAUUUGCGACGGCAAGGCUGAAGCAUGCCAGGCGUUUGCGAAUGACCAGGGCAACCAGAAAAGGCUCAUGGAUCUGGCGCUCAUGCAGAAUAGGGAGCAACUGAUGGCGAGCGGGACAAUGAUGAGUGCCUCGGCGAUGACAAAGUGGCUGUGCGAGCAAGACAUCCAUGUGAUGCGUGGGACAGUGAUCGCCAGGACUGACUCCGUCAAGCGCAGGUAUGCAGGAGCAGGCAGUGCACCGUCCAUGUCGAUUCCGAUGCAAAUCGGUUCAGGCUAUGACUCGGCGGCGAUGCACUGUGAAGUCGAUGGCAAUGAGUGGCCCUCGACAGAUACGGUAGAAGACGGGUUGGGAGCAUUGGGACUGCUCGCAGAGCCGCAGCAGCAAGUGUUUGAUGAUGGACGCAGCAGCCAGAGCUGUACGCCUGAGAUGAUGAGCCUCCUGCCCACGGUUCUCGAGGCGGUCGAGGAGAUCGACCCGAACACCUUCGCGACCUCCGAGGAGCUCGACGCCGCCAAGGCUCAGAUCGGCGCCCUCCAGAAGCAGAUCGACGACAACGAUGGCGACGACGACCAGACCGCCGCUUUCGCAAAGGCGGGCCUCGGGCUCGGCGUCACUGGCUUCGUCUUCGGCGCCGCCGCCCUCGCCGUGGCCCUCACCAAGAAGCACGCCGUCGUCGCAAAGCCGAGCGUCAAGGUCUCCGAGGGGACCGUCGCUGGCGGCGUCUGAGCGGCCCGCCGCCGCGCGCCGGGCUCCAAGCGCCGGGCUCUCGCCCGGCGGCCCGGCGCGGCGGCGGUUCCAUGGCCUCGCCCGCCGCCGCGGCCCCCCUCCCUCCCUCGUCCGCCUUGCGGCGUGCCCGGACAUGACGCCCCGCCCUCACCCCCGCUGACAGCGGGAGGGGACCUGGGCCGAGAUACGGGCGCCGGCAUGGCGGAGGGAGCCGCCCCGCUCGCCGCGCUCGCGGCGCCGCUCACCGCUUUGCCCUGGAAGGCUUCGGUGCAGCCGGUGGGGCCGCGGAGGCGGGGGGCUGGCACGGGAGGGCAGAGGGGUCGCUGGUGCCGCUGCCUCUCUCGCACUGAAGCGGGGUGCCCCAUGCGCGGCCGGAGGCCGUGAGGGGGCGCAGAGAUGUAAGGUAAGGCAAGGUAAGGUAAACGUCUCCACACACACAAAGUGGUGGGGCAAGGGGGGGCGACCCUCGCAUCUCCACGCCCGGACACGGGCAGGAGCCCCACGGCAUUCAAAGUGCAAGCACCGGCCCGGUGCCGUGGGUGAGCAAACCUGCACCCCACUCCCUCCCUCCCCCAGACACAGGACCCACAGAGAUGUGUUGUGAGAGGCGCGGGGGAGGGGUAAUGGUUGCAGCGAUGAAAGGAGUAGGGUGUGGGGGGUGGGGUUCACAAGAACUCAAAAGCUCCUUUU
Molecule: messenger RNA, 1476 nt
Organism: Emiliania huxleyi CCMP1516
Lineage: Eukaryota; Haptophyta; Isochrysidales; Noelaerhabdaceae
Exons: 2
Coding region: 1-786 (261 amino acids)
Source: RefSeq, a predicted model, not a curated record